Molecule: messenger RNA, 1178 nt
Organism: Cylicocyclus nassatus
Lineage: Eukaryota; Metazoa; Nematoda; Chromadorea; Rhabditida; Strongylidae
Source: the annotation of a GenBank genome assembly
AUGAUGCUUUCUUAUUUGCACUUUAGUUCGUUCUUUACACAGACAGACUCUCUCAGUUCUCACGGAAAUGCCGCGACAAUUAAACGUUCUUUCUUUAAACUGCAUGUCAUAUGUUUCACGCGCAAAUGCACAGGCAGCACACUUUUUGAUGUAUUAUCGACUUCCUGGCGCUGCACUCUACUGAUCAUUUCGUGUGUGGAGAGAAUGGCCUUUGCACCGCUUCGUAAAACUCUUUCUCGAGUUAGAGAGGCGUUCAAUGAGGUUCUCACAGGGCCGAAAACCCAACGCUGCCCUUCGACACAGCCUCCCAACGCAGACAGCAACGCAGUGCUACAACCCUCAUGUCGUGUUCAUCUAAACUCGCGUCAACCUGGACCCGCAAACUCUCCACAGGCCUUAAAUUACCGACUCGUCUAUGUCCUUCGCUUUUUCUUCUUCACGCGCAAGGAUCCACCGCCAGUUCCACCCAGUCACUGGUGGUUUCUAGCCGGAACAGUGACCGUUAACAGCUUGAUGUUCUGGGCAUUCUACAUGUGGCAGCGCUGUAGGGAUGAAGGCCGCCCUUUUAAUCUCUUGGAGUGGGCAUCGUCCAUAACUGGCAGUAAGCAGGACCAGUGUGACGAUUGUAAAAAUGUCACAAAGGAAUUGGCAAAUGAUUACGGCGACAUUCAAGCUGACUUGGUAGAGAUGAGAGAGGAGAUCCUUGCGCUCAGAAAGGAGAAACUAAGUUAUCAAAAACAGAUAGCGAAGUUGGAGAAGAAGGCUAUCGCCCAGGAAAGAGAGCUGGAGGAACUGAAAUCGAGAAUGGAUACCGUCCAAAAAGUAACUAUUGAUGUGCAGAAACGAUACGAUCUUGUAUUCAGAAAUUUACUUGCGCUUUAUGAAGAGGCAAAAAACAAUAAGGAAAAGAUUCCGCUUGCACGGACCCGAAUAGUUCGCUUUGCACUCCAUAUUCUCAACAUUUCUUUUUUCCCGGCGCUUUUGUGAUUACUAGCAAUAACUCCUUUUUUGAAUUUAGAAAUGGCGAGUAGAUAUUUGUUUGCCUCUCAAAUCUCGAAUUAUCUGAUACUAGUCUUGGCGAUCACUCUGUAAUCGAAAUAUUCAAGUGAUUGAUUAGUUUUUAGCUUCUUUUAGAUUAUCACUUUGUAUGCUUGUAUAUAGCUUCUGUUUCGUUGACC